Lytechinus pictus (painted urchin) is the source of this 5410-nucleotide messenger RNA. RefSeq names its product NAD(P) transhydrogenase, mitochondrial-like. Gene Ontology annotation, molecular function: NADP binding. Gene Ontology annotation, cellular component: mitochondrial inner membrane. Bases 138 to 3329 code for a protein of 1063 amino acids. Gene Ontology annotation, biological process: proton transmembrane transport; NADPH regeneration. The record is from RefSeq and is a predicted model, not a curated record. Lineage: Eukaryota; Metazoa; Echinodermata; Echinoidea; Temnopleuroida; Toxopneustidae. The transcript is spliced from 3 exons.
AUACCCGGCAUUUACGUUGGCUGUAUGUGGGGAGUUCUAUGGUCCCUACCCCUGCCAAAUUAAGAAAAUCAGCCUUCAUUUUGAUCCGGAGGCGUCACCAGUUUGACUUUUGAUUGUCAAGGGUUUUGUGAGGCAUCAUGUUUCGCUUAAUGCAGUCUGCCUGUCGAGUAGACAGGGUGGCCCUUAAGAAGACCUACACAGUUUCCAAGUUACGCUUCCGAGGGCUCAAAACAUCCUUCAUAAGGAGGGCAGAGGCAGAGGCUCCACCAGGUGCAAUUCCUUAUGGCGAACUUAAGAUCGGUAUCCCAAAGGAAACUUUCCUCAAUGAACGCAGGGUAGCGGCCGCCCCCAUCGCAGUCAAGAAUCUCGUCAAAGAAGGCUACAGUGUUGUCGUAGAAGACGGUGCAGGGUCCAAAGCUAACUUCAGAAAUACAGAUUACGAAGAAGCUGGGGCAAAAAUAGUAAGCAGAGAUGAUGCUUUCAAGUCAGAUCUCGUUUUGAAAGUCCGCGCUCCUAGUAUGGAAGAGGUUGGUCUCCUCAAAGAUCGCACAAAUCUCAUCAGUUUCAUGUACCCAGCGCAAAAUAAGGAGCUUCUGGACAAAUUAGCGGAGAAGAAGGCUACAGUGUAUGCCAUGGAUUGUGUUCCUAGGAUAAGCAGAGCCCAGGUGUUUGAUGCCCUAAGUUCAAUGGCAAACAUUGCAGGCUACAAAGCUGUUUUAGAAGCAGCUAAUAACUUUGGCAGGUUCUUCACAGGUCAGAUUACAGCUGCUGGAAAAAUUCCUCCAGCAAAAGCUCUUGUCAUUGGAGGAGGUGUAGCUGGACUAUCGGCAAUGGGCACAGCAAAGAAUAUGGGAGCUAUUGUAAGAGGGUUUGAUACAAGAGCAGCUGUCAAAGAGCAGGUACAGUCACUCGGAGCUGAGUUCUUGGAACUGAAGUAUGAGGAAUCCGGAGAAGGAGCUGGUGGGUAUGCUAAGGAAAUGUCUCCAGAGUUCAUCAAGGCAGAAAUGGAACUGUUUGCUAAACAAUGUAAAGAAGUUGACAUCGUUGUUACUACUGCCUUGAUUCCAGGUAAACCUGCACCAAAGCUUAUCUCUAAAGAGAUGAUUGAGUCAAUGAAGGAGGGAUCGGUUGUAGUGGACUUGGCUGCUGAAGCAGGAGGUAAUAUUGAAACCACAAAGCCAAAUGAACUGUAUGUUCAUAACGGUGUUACCCACAUUGGUUACACGGAUCUACCCAGUCGCCUUCCAACCCAGUCUAGCACAUUGUAUGGUAACAAUAUCUCAAAGUUUCUGCUCUCACUUGGACCCAAAGGCUUCUACCACAUUGACCUUGAAGAUGAAGUUACCCGAGGCUCUAUAAUUUUGAAAGAAGGUCAGCUACUUUGGCCUCCCCCACCACCCAAAGAAGUAGCUGCUCCUCCACCACCCCCACCUAAGCCAGCAGCGGUUGAGGCCCCGCCCCCAAAUCCCUUCGCAGAAACCCUUAAAAGUUCCCUGAUGUACACAGUAGGAUUGUCAUCUUUGUAUGGCUUUGGAGUUCUGUCUCCAAAUGCCGCAUUCAACACCAUGCUCACCACCUUCUCUCUAGCUGGAAUUGUUGGUUACCACACUGUCUGGGGAGUAACACCUGCACUCCAUUCACCCUUGAUGUCAGUGACAAAUGCUAUCUCUGGCAUCACAGCCGUAGGGGGACUCGUUUGCAUGAGUGGAGGUUAUUAUCCUGAUUCCACACCUGCCACCCUUGCUGCCAUUGCAGCUUUCAUCUCAUCUAUCAACAUCUUUGGAGGAUUCCUUGUCACCAAAAGGAUGUUGGAUAUGUUUCGCCGUCCAGAUGAUCCACCAGAAUAUAACUAUCUAUACCUUCUUCCCGGUGCAAUUGGCAUUGGAUCAUACUUGGGCGCUGAAAUGACAGGUUAUUCCAUGCAGGAGAUUGCUUACCUUGCAGGUUCUCUCUGCUGUGUUGGUGCGUUGAGUGGAUUGUCUUCGCAAGCAUCUUCCAGAGUUGGUAAUUCUUUAGGUAUGAUUGGUGUAUCAACAGGAAUGAUUGCCACCCUUGUUGGACUCAAGGCUUCUCCAGAGCUGUACACACAGAUGGGUGCAGCAAUUGGUGUUGGUGGCACCAUUGGUUCCAUCAUUGCAAAGCGAAUGGCAAUUACUGACUUACCACAGCUUGUUGCUGCCUUCCACAGCUUUGUUGGUCUUGCCGCCGUUCUCACCUGUUUAUCAACAUACAUGACAGAAGCUUCCCACUUUGCUGCAGAUCCAGCAACAGCAGCAAUGACCAAAGCUUUCCUCUUCCUGGGAACGUAUAUUGGUGGGGUUACUUUCACAGGUUCUCUUAUUGCAUAUGGUAAGCUUCAAGGUGUGCUUAAAUCUGAACCUCUCCUUCUCCCUGGACGAAAUGCUCUCAACCUGGGACUCAUGGCUGCAAAUGUUGGUGCCAUGGGUUACUACAUGACAAAUCCAGGGUAUGCUAUGGAUAUGAGCUGUUUGACUGCAACCAGUGUUCUCUCAUCAGUUAUGGGAGUCACUCUGACUGCAGCCAUUGGUGGCGCAGACAUGCCUGUUGUCAUUACUGUUCUGAACAGUUACAGUGGCUGGGCUCUAUGCGCAGAAGGCUUCAUGCUGAACAACAACCUCAUGACCAUUGUUGGUGCCAUGAUUGGUUCUUCAGGAGCCAUCCUAUCAUACAUCAUGUGUAAGGCUAUGAAUCGUUCUCUAACCAAUGUCAUCUUUGGUGGCUACGGAACCUUGACCACUGCUGGCGGCAAGCCAAUGGAAAUCACAGGCACCCACACUGAGGUCAAUGUAGAAAACACGGUUGACAUGAUUGAUGAAGCCCAAAAUAUCAUCAUUGUCCCAGGCUAUGGUCUUUGUGUUGCAAAGGCCCAAUACCCCAUAGCUGAAAUGGUGGAAGUGCUCAGCAAGCGUGGAAAGAAUGUACGCUUUGGUAUCCAUCCUGUUGCUGGUCGCAUGCCUGGUCAGCUGAAUGUUCUCUUGGCUGAAGCUGGUGUACCUUAUGAUGUUGUACUUGAGAUGGAUGAAAUUAAUGAUGACUUCCCGGAAAACGAUCUGGUUCUCGUUAUUGGAGCCAAUGACACAGUCAAUUCUGCUGCUGAAGAAGAUCCCAACUCCAUCAUUGCUGGUAUGCCAGUACUGAGGGUAUGGCAGUCCAAGCAAGUGGUUGUCAUGAAGAGAUCUCUUGGAGUUGGUUAUGCAGCCGUAGACAACCCAAUCUUCUUCAAGCAAAACACCGGCAUGUUGCUGGGAGAUGCCAAGAAGACAUGUGAUGCUCUACUUGCAAGAUUGAAGACGGUGGAAGAUUAUUAAUGAAUUAGACAAGAAGGAAAGUAAGUUUUCAUCAGAUAAAGCUCAGAUGAUGAAAGGAUAGUGAGGGUCAGGCUAUCAGUGAAAGAUUCAAGUACAAGAGAUUAGGGAGCAGUAAGGGACAAUUGACAAGACUUACAAACUUUAGUAAGAUCAAAUCUACAGUCUCGUUGCUGUAAUUUUACAUAUUUUAUCUUACAGGCCAAGAUCUAUGAAAAGACAUUUGUACAAUGGAGAAUGAUAUACCUUUUUUACAUGUACAUCAUGAAUAUGAAUAAUCUAGAUUGUUAUUGACUAUUGAAUUUAAGUUUAAUAACAUCCCCUCAAAAACAGAGUUAUGCUAAUUAAACAUUAGCUGCCGCCCUUUUAAUCUUGUACCAUGUGUUAUCUUCUUCUUGUUUUGGGGGUAAACAUGAUUCUCCUUUAGCUUUCUAGAAAGUAUUUAUAGCUGAAAAAUUUAAUCAUCAAAUUUCAGUGAUUUUGAUAGGUAAUGGGUUUCAGAGUAGGAUUUUGAGAACCAUUCUCAUUUUUUUUUAAAUUCCGUUCUUACAUCCAAUGUGAAAUGAUAAUCAUUGAGUACAUUGAUAGAAAAUUAACUUUUUUGCUUGCCUGCCUGCACAGUUGGGCUUUUGUGUGCUUUCCUCCUUUGAUUCAUAGUUCAGGUCACAAGGUGAUGGGAUUCAUGAAAGUACACAAAUGUUUUAAAUGUUAUUAUUGACAAAAUGUGAUAUACUAUGUUUAACUUGUUGUUUUUUCACAGGUCUGACAUUGUGAAAGUACAGUGAAAAGCGUUCAUCAUGAAAUACCAAAUUGGUUACAACAUUCUUUAGAUGAUAAUUAAACCAAUAAAAUAAAUUUAUGUGGUGUAAUUUAUGAACCAUCUUGCUCAUCCCUUCAAACCUUUUGAAUAUAUGCCUACUACUCCCGUCAUAAUUUAAUAAGCAGAAAAUAAAAAUUGAUUAAAACAAAUACAUGGCAAUAUGAAUUGGUAUUAAAUCAAUCUAAACCACUGAGUUAUAAACAUGUUCUAUAUUUUAUAAGCUUGAUGAAAUGUUAUUUAAACUUUAAAAGCACCUAAAUGUCACAAAAAAACAACAAAUAUGGUUCUUUUCAUUAUACAUCUACUUGUUUUCUUUGUAAAGUUUAUUUUUCUGCAAUAUAACGAAAUCCUAUUUUCAUUCUCAGUUUUGGAAUUUUGAUAUUCCUCUUUACUGCCAAAGCUAUAUUUUAUUGUCUCUUUUUUUUCAUGCAUAUUAUGUUAAAAGACAUGUUUAUAUCUGUUUGUAUGUUUUUGGAAUGUAAGGACAAGAAAGCUCUAUAGAUUCCCAAGUUUGAUUAUUUAUUUGAUUUGCAGUGAUCUGUAUUGAUUUUACACAUGUUUUAUUGACAUAUAUAUAUAUGCACUUGUGAAGAAACCAAGACGCAUUGAAUCAUGACACAUAAGGGUAAAUAAUUUACAAUGUAGUUAGUUAGAAAUACACUAUAAUUCUGUGUUUUUGUUACAACAGAAAAGUAUGUAUCACAUUUAAAAAAAUGAUAUGUCCAGAUAUUCAAAUGUUUAGCUUUAAAGACAAAUUGAACGGUUGAAAAUCAUUGUGAUCACCAGUUAUUUAACUGAUUAUCUUUAUUUCCUUCUUUACUCUGGUGAUUUAUGUUGAUCAUUUCCCUUUUUUUUUAUAAUCUUUUGGUUCAAGCAAACAAUGUCCUUUGACUUCCCUUUGGUCUGGGUGUUGCUGUUUGUGAAGCACGAUUUCAUAUUUGUCAGGAUGUACCCCCACAGACCUUGAAUAUACAUAUAUUUUCCAGUGAUUGAAGAUACUCUUAUUGCUACUUAUUUUGGGGUCCUAUUCCUAAGGACAAUUUUGACAAUUCCAAAGGAGAGAGUGAAGAGCUUGAAUGACGUAAAAUAAUUGUAAUAAUAAUGUCAGCUUUAAAACCCUGUGUAAGUGUCCUCUAUUGGACCAAUGUAUAUUUUCUUUGCUGGAUCAGUGACAGAAUCGCUCUGACAUAUCAUCCAGAAGUGAAAACGUGAGUUUGGGUGCAGAGUGUCAGAAUAAAGUGAUAUAUGGAGAUGAAAAUGAUAA